AUGGUUUUGGCUUGGCUCUGGGAGACCUUCAGAUCUCAACGUGUGACUCUCCCCCUCCUAAGCUCCCUCUACACUAGGAUGUCGAAGGUUCUGCACAGGGGGCUGAGGACGUGUUUUUCAAGACUCGGCUUUUUUAUUGCCAGCCAUCCAGUAUUUUUUGCAUCAGCACCAGUGCUGAUUUCUAUCUUGCUAGGGGCCAGUUUUAGCAGGUACAGGGUGGAGGAAAAUAUUGAAUAUUUGCUGGCCCCUAAACACAGCCUGGCUAAAAUAGAAAGAAACCUUGUAGAUAGCCUUUUUCCAGUGAAUCGUUCCAAGCAUCGUUUAUAUUCUGAUCUUCAAACCCCUGGAAGAUACGGCAGAGUGAUCAUCACCUCUUCCAGAAGAGCAAAUAUGCUGGACCAGCAUCAUACAGACCUUAUUUUAAAGUUGCAUUCUGCAGUGAAAAGGAUUCAAGUUCAAAGACCGGGUUUUAAUUAUACUUUUGCUCACAUAUGCAUGCUGGGCAACGAAAAGACCUGCAUAGUGGAUGACAUAGUACAUAUCCUGGAGGAACUAAAAGCAGCUCGCUCACUUAACAAAACAAACUUUGUAAUAACCUAUCCCAUCACAAUGUUAAAAGACGGUAGGGAAGUAUACAAUGGGCAUCAACUGGGUGGUGUCACAGUGCACAGUAAAGAUCGUGUUAAGUCUGCUGAAGCUAUCCAGCUAACCUAUUACCUUCAGGCAAUUAGUUCUAUGAAUGAAAUUGUGGCGGAGAAGUGGGAAUCAAUUUUCUGUGAGACUGUGGAAAACUUCCAGAGUUUAAAUAAAGAAGUCAAAAUGUAUCCAUUUACUUCAUCAUCUUUAGGAGAGGAUUUUCAGAAAACCAGCAGGGUUUCAGAACGCUACCUGAUCACAAGCCUUAUCUUAGUGGGCUCACUGGCCAUCAUUUGUUGUUCCAUGCAGGACUGCGUCCGCAGCAAACCUUGGCUUGGGCUGCUUGGAUUGGUAACUAUCAGUCUUUCUACACUAACUGCUGCUGGAAUCAUCAAUUUAACUGGUGGAAAAUACAACUCUACAUUCCUUGGGAUUCCAUUUAUCAUGCUAGGUCAUGGAUUAUAUGGGACAUUUGAAAUGCUGUCUACCUGGAGGAAAACAAGAGAGGAUCAGCAUGUGAAAGAAAGGAUUGCAGUUGUUUACGCGGAUACCAUGAUCUCUUUUUCACUUACUACUGCUAUGUAUUUAGUCACCUUUGGGAUUGGUGCCAGUCCCUUCACAAACAUUGAAGCUGCAAAAAUAUUUUGCUGCAAUUCAUGUAUAGCAAUCUUUUUUAACUACCUCUACAUCAUAUCAUUUUAUGGCUCUAGCCUUGUGUUUACUGGUUACAUUGAAAACAAUUAUCAGCAUAGCAUUUUCUGUAGAAAGGUGCCAAAGCCGGAAAUAUUACAGGUCAAGUCAAUAUGGUACAGGUUUCUUAUGACAGCAAAAUUUAGUGAAGACACAACUGAUGCAGAAGAAGUAAAUUCUUAUGAAAGUCACCUUUUAGUGUGUUUCCUCAAACGAUACUACUCGGAUUGGAUAACAAAUACAUAUGUAAAACCUUUUGUAGUUCUCUUUUACCUUAUUUAUAUUUCCUUUGCCUUAAUGGGCUAUCUGCAGGUCAAUGAAGGGUCAGAUCUUAGUAACAUCGUAGCAACCGAGACACGAACCAUUACUUACACAACUGCUCAGCAAAAGUACUUUAGUAAUUAUAGCCCAGUCAUUGGAUUUUACAUCUAUGAAUCUAUAGAAUAUUGGAAUACAAGUGUCCAGGAGGAUGUAUUAGAAUACACUAAAGGCUUUGUAAGAAUAUCUUGGUUCGAGAGCUACCUAAACUAUCUCAGAAAACUUAACAUAUCUACUGGAUUGCCCAAAAAGAACUUUACAGAUAUACUAAGAUACUCAUUUCUAAAAAACCCUCAGUAUGCACAUUUUUCUGAGGACAUUAUCAUACCCAAGAAAUACAACAAUGAGGUAGAAGUAGUGGCCUCCAGGAUGUUCCUGGUUGCAAAGACCAUGGAAACAAACAGAGAAGAACUUUAUGAUCUUUUAGAGACCCUAAGGAAACUUUCUCUAACAUCCAAAGUGAAAUUCAUUGUAUUCAACCCAUCUUUUGUCUACAUGGAUAGGUACGCUUCUUCAGUGGGAGCUCCUUUACAGAACUCAUGCAUAAGUGCUUUGUUUCUAUUAUUUUUUUCUGCAUUUCUUGUUGCAAGCUCUAUCAUUAAUGUCUGGAUAACAUUAACUGUUGCCUCUGUUGAGUUUGGAGUAAUUGGGUUCAUGACAUUAUGGAAGGUUGAAUUGGACUGUAUUUCAAUACUCUGUUUAAUGUAUGGUAUUAAUUACACAAUAGACAACUGUGCCCCCUUAAUAUCAACUUUUAUCCUUGGAAAAGAAUUCUCACGAACUAAAUGGGUAAAAAUAUCCCUUGAAACACAUGGGGUAGCUAUUUUACAGAGCUUCCUAUGUUAUACAGUUGGUCUGAUUCCCCUUGCAGCUGUGCCUUCAAAUUUGACCCGUACACUGUUCAGGUGCUUAUUUUUAAUAGCAUUUGUCACAUUCUUUCACUGCUUUGCAAUUUUACCAGUUUUGCUGACUUUUGUGCCACCUUCAAAGAAAAAAAGGAAAGAAAAGAAAACUCCAGAAAACUGUGAACAAAUUGAGUGUGUUGAAAUGGUGGACUUGGACAGCACUAGAGUGGUUGAUCAAAUAACAACAGUUUGA
Molecule: messenger RNA, 2742 nt
Organism: Bombina bombina (fire-bellied toad)
Lineage: Eukaryota; Metazoa; Chordata; Amphibia; Anura; Bombinatoridae
Gene: PTCHD1
Product: patched domain containing 1
Biological process (GO): cognition; chemical synaptic transmission
Cellular component (GO): plasma membrane; synapse
Source: RefSeq, a predicted model, not a curated record